ACUACCACCACACAUCACUGUAAUCGCGCACUGCCACGCGCUUCGGCUCGGAAAAACCGACGUCGUCGUCGUCGUCGCCAUCGCGUCGCGAUGCCCCAUUGCUUGGGUGAGGAAAAUUCGUUCGUCUUCAGUUGCGAGUUUUCACUGGGAUCGGUCGCGUCGACGUUCCGGACUUUCCUGGGGUCCCCCUUUACGACGGUCUUUGAUAGUGAGUGGGUUUGUGUGUGUGUGUGUCGGUUUUGAAAGAAAAAAUGAAUUGUUUGUACGUUUGGUGUGGUGGAUAUGUCAAAAGUUAAUACUUUUUUCGGGUAGCUUUCCCUUGCUGACGUGCGGUGUCAGUUUACCACCAAAACUACAUGGCAUUGUGCCGGCAAAUUCCGGUGGAAAUGUUGCAGAUUUUUCCGUGAAAUUUGAUCCCACCACUAAACGCCGUAAAGUAGGCCACCUGCAGUGCACGAAGAACGCGCCGCCCGUAAUCCUUCGCCUGCAGGUAGGCAACAUCAGCAGUAAGGGAGGAAAUUCACGUGAAUCGCCAACGCCGCAUCGCGUCAAGCCUAACUGCAGGCGUUUCGCCACCAGUCAGCGGCCUCUGUUGGCGAACGAAGGGGUAUGCAGAAACGGGGCCGGACUUUUCUUCGUCCUUCUCUCCUAUCUCCGGCGGUGGUGGCCACUUCCGGUCGGUCGACGGCGUUGUGUGUUUUGCUUUCCGCUCGGUGACCCAAUUUCAGCGCUAGGGAGUUGAUUUAAAUGCUAUACGGAAGGAUAUUCCGGAAGAAAAAGAAGAAUAAGAGAAAGUUUUUCUUUUUCAAAGGAAAAUUCAGGUGUGAUUUAUCUGCAGUGCGUGAUUCUGCCCAAUAUGAAAAUAUUUUUUUUUUUUCUAUGGAAAAUGUUGUUUUCCCUUAACGAAGCAAAGUGAAACAGGAAAACCCUGAUUUUAUCUUGAAUAAUUCCAUACCCAAAAAGGAACACGAAAAAAAGCGAAUCAGUGAAGCAGUUCCUCUUCCCAAAAAAUAAAAUCAAAAAAAAGGGAAAAUUCAGUGUAGUCGACAACUCCUGAUGGCCUAUUUGUCGGCAGGAUGUGCGCUGGAGCUUGCCGCGAAAGAAGCAGAACCGGAAGGAGGUCGCUGCUAGGAACGCAGCAGCCAAAAUAAGCCACCGCCAGGCGUCUCCACCGGAGCGUGCCACGUCGUGUUGCCUGAGUUCUGGCGAAGCAAACCAGAGGCAAAUGUGUUGUUGCUGCUAAGGGCAGGUGUGUGGAGUGUGGGGUUUCUGUGGGCGUGUGUGCUGUGUGGGGUUUUGUGUUUGUUUUCGUGAUAAGUGGAACGAAGUAAGUUUCGGGUUCUGAUUUGAUAACGACAAGCAGUGAAAAUUUUGGUGACGAAAAAUAACGUGAAGAAAAAUAAUACAAGCAGGACGACCAGGAUAACCAGAAGGAGCAUCGGUUUGGGUGAAAAAUAAAGAUGCCCGGCAUUGUGGUUUUCCGUCGGCGGUGGUCCGUCGGUUCCGACGACCUGGUCGUCCCCGGACUGUUCCUGUUCAUCAUCCACUUGAUAUGGCUCACAGUGCUCGGAGUGGUCACCGGAGUGUUCCAGUACGAUCGGACGGUGCGCUGCAUAGAACUGCUGUGGUACUUCCAGCUGGGCUACCUCGGGAUCCUGGGAUUAAGCAUCCUGCUCGAGGUGGCCAUCUGCAUCGUGUCGAUGCGGGGCAGCAUCCUGGACACGGGUCCACGGGUGGCCAUGCCCUACCUCCUGUACACCCGCAUCCUGGUCAUGCUGGUGGACCUCACCUGGCUGUGUCUGGGCAUCGUGUGGCUCAAGGACCACUACUUCGAGUGUCCCAUCCAGGAGCCCAAAGAGACCAUCGUGGCGGUCAUCAUCUGUAAUCUGUUGGUGAUAUUCAGCAUGGUCACCACGAUCUGGUGCACAUUUGACCCGGCCGGCCGAUCCUGGGUCAAAAUGAAGAAGUACCAACGGUCGAUGCGGGAAUCGGAGUCCCGCUUCAACUACAAACGAAGCGGCAGCCGGAGUCGGAAUUGGCGCCAACGGAAGGUGAUCCGAGCGUACCAGGACAGCUGGGAUCAUCGGUGCAGGUUGCUGUUUUGCUGCAUGGGCAACAGUGACCGCAGCCGGAACUCGUUCACCGAUAUUGCCCGCCUGUUGAGCGACUUCUUCCGCGACCUGGACGUCGUUCCGUCGGACGUGGUGGCGGGGCUGGUGCUGCUCCGGAAGUUCCAGAAGCUGGAACGGGACGCGGUCGUGAGACAGCGCAAAAACGGCACCUACGAGUUCCUUUCCGGGGUUCCGGUUACCGCCAAUACUCAGUUCCUAGCUCUAAACGAUUCCAAGGAUUACGACCACUUCCAGACCGUAAUCCGGUACAUGUACUUUGCCCAGGGUGCCUACGGGUGGCCCAUGUUCCUGAUGACGCACUCGCAGACCGGAGUCUGCCAGCUCGGCUCGGAACUGACCUGCUGUUUGUCGUGCUGCCGCCGCAAGUCCGGAACCGACGUGGUCGAGGACAACUGCUGCCUGUGCAACUACGCCGCCCUCAAGAAGAUGCUGUCGGUUGGGGAGGUCGAAGUGAUCUACGCCACCUAUCACGUAGACAUUGGCGAGACUCCGUUCUUCGUCGCUGUAGACUACAACUAUAGCAAGAUCGUGGUCAGCAUCCGGGGGACGCUCAGCAUGAAGGACGUGCUGACCGAUCUGAACGCCGAGGGUGACUGUCUGCCGUUGAAUCCCCCGCGGGAGGACUGGCUCGGCCACAAGGGCAUGGUCCAGGCGGCGAUCUACAUCAAAAAUAAACUCGAAGAGGAGAAUCUCAUCCAGCGGGCCAUGAACCACAAUCCAGCCCGGGGGACGCAAAACUUUGGCCUCGUGCUUGUUGGGCACUCGCUCGGCGCCGGAACCGCCGCCAUCUUGGCGAUUCUGAUGAAGCAAGAGUACGACGAUCUGCACUGUUACAGCUACUCGCCACCAGGGGGUCUGCUGAGCAUGCCCGCGGUAGAGUACAGCAAAUCCUUCAUCACCUCCGUCGUGGUUGGCAAAGACGUCGUCCCCCGGAUCGGCCUCCAUCAGAUGGAGGCCCUCCGGGCGGACCUCAUCAACGCCAUCCAGCGCAGCAUAGAUCCGAAGUGGAAAACGAUCGCUUGCUCCGUAAUCUGCUGCUGCUGCGGUCCGGAGCCCACCUCCGUGACGGAAAUGUCCACCAAGGACGAGAACGUCCAGCGGUACGAGCAGGACCGGAACAGUGCCCGCCAGAGCACGGUCCAUCCGAACGACAACUCAAUCGCCCUAACGCUCCACCAUCCGCUGUACCCGCCUGGCCGGAUCAUUCACAUCGUGCGGCACCACCCUAGCCAGGAAGAACACAGAUUCGACAGAGGUUGGAGACAAAUCCUGAAAAAGCACGAACCCGUCUACCAGGCCAUCUGGGCCAACAACACGGACUUUGACGAGGUGCUCAUCUCGCCGGUGAUGCUGCAGGACCACAUGCCGGACAAGGUGCUGGCCGCGCUCAACAAGGUUAUAACCACGGUCGGCCCCCGUAAACCCCAACGUCAGUCAUCCAACGCCAACUCGUCGAUCGCUUCGGACGCCAUCGAGGCGUUCUUUCCGGACGGUCAGCACCAGCACCUGCUCGCCAUCGCUGCCCAGUCGGACGGCCAUCAUCCUGCUGCUACACCAAACUCUCACCCGGUCCACAGUCCGGCCUCACCUACGGUACCACACAAAAUCUGUCUGGAAACGUCCUUUACAAGUUUGCAAUCACCACAGGAUCCCAACGGCGGCCUCCCAACACCCAGCAAAGCGUCCUCCAUAGCCGGUAGCAUCCUCGGGGUUCGCAGUCAGAUGUCGAGCCUCGUCGAUGACAGCGGCAUCCCGAACUUGUCCGGACCAAGCGAAGCGACGACGGUGAUUCUGAACGGACCGCAGCAGCAACCGCGAGCAUCCAGUUCGGCCAGUAACGCUACUACGGCCAAGAUGGUCAACUUCAACCCUUCACCGAGCGUAAUACGAGGAGGGUCUCAACAACAGCAACCGGUCGCAAGCGGCAGUUCUAAACCGAUGAGCUUGUCGUGGAAUGGAACACGAACAAACUCGGGUGAAAUCAAGAAGAUCGACCUCAUUCACGACGACUGGUUCGGGCUGGCACCGCUCGCCAGUCCGGAAAGUCUGUCGGAACUAUCCAGCAUAAGCUCGCGGGCGAGUUUUGGCGUCAAUCUGGCGUCCAGCAUCGAUCGGUACCUGGAGAAGAUCAGCGAAAGCAAGGAAGGUGGACAGAAGGGUGACGGAACGGAUCCACUGCUGGAGAGUCAACUGCAUACGCCGAAGAUCAUGCGGAGGACUCCCAAGGUCAGCGGAAAUCUGGCGUUGUGCGCCGAAGACAUGCGAACGAUCAACAGCUACAAGCGGAUGGGCAAGAUCUUCGUGCUGAACCGAGUGCCUUCGGAUAGCGACUCGACCCUGGACAGCUACGAGUCGGCACACAAUGUGAUCGUGCUGGAUGGAAACGGGAUCACGGAUACCGACGGGACUUCACCGAUCAAGGAAAACUCAAAAUCUGCAGAUAACCUUGAUGAGCUCCAAGUUCGGCAAGCGACAACCGGCGGAAGUACCGGAACGAAUGGCGCUGGAACCAAAAAGACUUCGUUCACCGUUAGUGAUAGUGCGAUACCGCAGGAGUGCAUCUCCAACUGCCCGUCGUGUCCUUGUCGGAGAUCACCUGGAGGACCGUGCUGCCAAAAGUUCAACCACCGCGAGUGCUACAACUACAAGUACACUUCGUUCAACAUCUUCAAGUUCAACAAUAGUCGUGAAGGCAGCGGAAACAGUAGUACGCGAGGAGGCAGCAAGACUGCCAGUUCCAGCGAUACCUACCACAGUGCCAUGUCCUCUCUUACCGGAGACCUGGACCACAGCGGUGCAUCCAGUACAAACAACUUCACCUCUAGCAGUAGUAGUAGCAGUAAAACGCUACAGAACUCCUGUCUCAAGCCCGGAGUUCUGGAGUCCCACUUCCCCGUGUAUCCCGAGGUCACCUCCGACGAGCGACUAUCUCUGUUGGCGCACUCCGGUGAAAGCCCCGUUCGGUUGACAAUAAACAACCAGCGACUCAAAGGUCACACUCACUCUACCUCUACGGCAAACAAACGUCACAAUCCGGAAGACGAUCCGUCAUCGUCCUCCUUCGCCCGGAACGAGUCACUUCCACUGCUGGCCGGCCUGGCGGAGAAGUCUUCGUCCUCUCCGACCAAAUGGGACGUCCGCAAGAAGCAUUCCGUCUACCCGGCCGACCCAGGCCACCCGGUCGCGACCGCAGGUUUCAGCUCGAACGGUUCCACCCGGAUCGGCAGCAUCGCCACCAUCCAUUCCUCGUCCUCGUACUCAUCGUCCGUCACGUCCUCGCCCAGCCACCGGCCGCCGAAGAACGAAAGCAGCGUAUGAUGAGACCGGUCCAGUUCGGAAACGCUAGUCUAGCCGAAUACUCCUAAGUCAAUACUCAUCGUUAUACCAAAAGUUGAAGGAAAAUUUAAUCUCUAGUCUCUCACUCUCUGUCCGUAGUCCUUUUCUAGUUCCCCUUCUUCUACGAACGUACUCGAAAGAAGAGCCAAGGUUGGCCUCACUAUCCGCAUUGGUCCUUAAUUCGAAACCGAUUGGUUUUUGGUCUAGGUCACGAGCUUCCUUACAGACUUUAAUUGAUCCAAGUAACUUAAUAAUAACAGUCACAACUCAUAACAAAAGUCCAUCUUUAAGCGGUAUACGCAUUUCGGAAGGAACCGGUCAAGAAAACAAUCAAAUGGGCAGCAGCGGCAGCGAAAGCAAGCCAGAGAGGGUGAAGAAAAGCCCCAAUAAAUCGUUACCUCUCUUUUGUUCUGCUGUUCGUAAAGCCAUUUCCUGACCCCUUUUCUUGGGAAGUGCGUAUUGACCCAUAAGAAAAGUGAGGUUAGAACGCUUCCAUUCCUUUGCUCAGACUUUUUAAUCCGAUCAAAAUUUCACAAAAUCACAACUUAUUUACAACUUCGGUGUUUUUCCACAGCUGAGAACGAAAAUAUUUACCUCCUCGUGCUGCAGCUUCUGCACUUCCACUUUCGUCUCUUUUGCUGUUGGUUUCUGACAGAAGUUCUCAGUAAAUUUGACGUUUCCGAGGGGCGCUUCUGUAAUCAACAUUGAUCUAGAUCAGAAUCCACUGCUGCCAGUGGCAGGCUGCCACCACAAAUCGAUGACAUUUUGCACACUUAUUUCGAAAGAGGUAGCCUUACACAGUUGUGAAUCUCACGUGACAAACUUGAAGUGCGAAACCAAAAAUCCAAGCUCUAGUCAGAUUGCUAUCGUUGCAGAACAAAAGAGGAUAGCAUAAAAAAAACACUCACUCAUACCAACAAUGUCGCAUUAUGAGAGUAGUAGUGAAUUAGGAGGAACAAUGUGCCAAAAUCAAUGAAAGCAAGGCAUUUACUCACUAAGUUAGACAGUAGGGGAAUCAGAAAAAGUCAAUUUUACUAUACAAAGAAGAAGAAACAGAACAAAAAAACAGUGUUAGUAGCCUCAGAAAUUAUCAGAUAUAGGAACAAGUAAAGGUCCAACCCAAAAAUGAAUAGAAAGAAUCGUGCUGGGAGUCAGUUGAUUUUUGCGCAAAAUCAAGUCGAAUACAUCAUUAAAAUGGAUCUACUAAAGAUAUACUAGCGAAUAUACAAAAAAAAAACUUCCUCAAUUCCUAAAAAGAUCAAACAUUACUUGAAAUACAAUUAGUGCUAUCAAGGACAAAACAGUAUAGAAUUUUUACAUUCAAUCUAAAAAUAACUUUUAAAACAAACUUGUUACAAUGAAGAAAAAAGAAGAACUUCAGAACAGAACAAAUACGAUCGUUAGUAAAAAUGGCAAACUAAAAUAACUGAAAAGAAGGAAGGAAGAAAAGAAAAGGUCUAAAUAUUCUAAAUUUUGUACAUACAAUCAUUCCCGUUGCGCUGCGUGCUGUCUGCCACGGGGAUGAAUGAUUCACUUGAGACAUGAAAACAAUAAUGAGCAAAGCGAUACAAACUGGGAAAUCAAGUUUGUAGCAAAAAACAAUCUCGAAAGCAGCUCGUGAAGGACAAUUUAGUGAAAAUCAGUAAGAAAAAAAAAUGCGAGUGUAAAAACGAUUAGUUUGACACUCGAAUUAAAGACAAAUUAUACUAAAGAAAAUCUGGAUAAAAGAUCGAAUAAACAGAAAAAAGAAUAAACAUUUCGCGAAAAAAAAACAAAACGAUUGAAGAACGGACGCAAGUCAAUCAAAAACAAAUGAUAAAAUAAAAAAAUCUAAAUAAAUCAGCAGUCACAUAAAGCAAAACAAAACAAGUAUGAACCAUUAUUACUAUUUAGAGAAUAUAUUUGUUAGUUGAUCGAAGUCACAGGAAAAAAAAAUGAAAUAAAGUCUCUAAUCAAAGUGUUUCUGGU
Messenger RNA from Culex quinquefasciatus (southern house mosquito), 7436 nucleotides. RefSeq lists its product as uncharacterized. Gene Ontology annotation, biological process: lipid metabolic process. NCBI's taxonomy places the organism in Eukaryota, Metazoa, Arthropoda, Insecta, Diptera, Culicidae. The record is from RefSeq and is a predicted model, not a curated record. Gene Ontology annotation, cellular component: dendrite membrane; postsynaptic membrane.